Bipolaris maydis ATCC 48331 is the source of this 315-nucleotide messenger RNA. The record is from RefSeq and is a predicted model, not a curated record. Lineage: Eukaryota; Fungi; Ascomycota; Dothideomycetes; Pleosporales; Pleosporaceae.
GACGUUAAUCAAUCUAUGAAAUGAAGCUAUUCAUGAGACAAGAAAACUGACUAGGAAAGAUGAGAGUUUCUGAAACUCGAAAUCAAUGCACGCUCGCUGGUACUUGGCUAUGCAAAUGCUACCUUGUACGCCGAAACAGAGGGCCAAGAGAGAUAAAUAACAGAAGCCAGAGAGUAGUCGGAUGUAAGAAGGCCAGCUUGACGGCAAGAAAUAACACACUGGAGCACUGAGUCGUGGAAACAAAGGGUGAGCGGGUAUCUCGAAACGAAGCUGAUCGGUAUGCUCGCUGUGUGCAGGAGAUGGGGGGGGGGGGGG